UUCAUCCGCACACACAUAGGGAUAGACAUCGCGCCGUUUUAUCUGCCUCACCAGCUCCGGUUUCCCCCCGCUCAGCCUUUCCCCCUCGUCAAGUGCCGCCAUGUUUUUCUGAGGCAGGAUGACAGCAGAGACGGAGCGCAGACGAAGACGGAUAUAAGAUUGAAAAACCCCUCGAAUUAACUCCUUUUUUCGAUCAGCCGACGCUCUAUUUUUUUCUAUCGCGGACUCGCUUGGAACUCAUUUCUCGACGUAUUUACGAAAACGUUCGCGUUUGACGAUACGAACCGAGCGCAGAAUUGUAUUAUUUUGUUUUCCUAUGGCGUAGGCACAUUAUUUCCCAAUAUAUAUUUUCUAUUUCAGGAUGGGAGGGGGUCCUCCUACGUAAAUGUAAAAUUCAGAAAUUAUUCCCACGUUUUUAACUUUAUAUCAUGACAAAGCGAGCAGCCAAAAGCGAUUCCUGAAGAAGAAAACCCGAUUCCUUCCUGCGCGUAACUACCUCGACCAGCAACCUACAGGAAUACCAGACCAGGUCAACUGCUUUGCCGCAAGUUAACCUGCUUUCAAAACUUAAUUAUUUACUAAAAAAAGGAAAGAAGAAGAACUUUCAGAUCUAAAGUGAAUAUCAAAACCGAGCACAUUUUAAAGAUGACGGCCAAUAUCGCAGCUGACAUGAUCAACUUGAGGCUCAUCUUAGUUAGUGGAAAAACAAAAGAGUUCCUGUUCUCUCCAAAUGACUCCGCGGCAGACAUCGCCAAGCACGUGUACGACAACUGGCCAAUGGACUGGGAAGAGGAACAGGUGAGCAGUCCAAACAUCUUACGUUUGAUCUACCAGGGCCGAUUCCUACAUGGCAAUGUGACACUAGGAGCUUUAAAACUGCCUCUCGGAAAAACCACAGUGAUGCAUUUAGUUGCCAGAGAGACGCUGCCCGAGCCAAAUUCCCAAGGUCAGAGGAACCGUGAAAAGACUGGAGAGAGCAACUGUUGUGUGAUCCUGUAAAUACGUCCCUCCAUCCCCGAAUGAGUGCGUUCUGUUAUCCUUCGCCCAUGCUGCUGAAAGCUCAUAAACACAACUACUCACACCUGACUCCCACAAGCACCUGACCAGAAAGGAAAAUCACACCUGACGGAGGACAGCACUUGAUUCUAGAGCUGCUCAUACGAAGCAGCUUCUCCAUAUUAAAGCCAAAAGAUGUCCAAAAAAUCCAUUGUUGAGAGCAGCAGAUAAUGAGAUGCACACCACCCUCACCCACACAUUCUCACCCCUUCUAACACCUUCACACGUGCACAUGAGCUCAGAUGUAAACAUAUACACACAUAGACAAAAAUGUCCUGCCCUUCUCCCAGUUUGCACAUGGAGAAGUCCCUUAUUUUCCUUUUUUAUUAUUGCCCAUAGUAAAUAUUAAUGAUGCAACGUGAAAGCCUUCGAUUCUUCACUUCCAGGCUGGGAGGGGGAAGAUGUGUGAGGAGAAGAUAAUUAAUUGACACAGGGUCUGAUGAACUUAUCGCAUUGAACGAAACACCAGACGCUCAACGGAUGUGAUCGAGAGGUGAAACGGCAUGCCGUGAUCUACGUCUGAAAUGAUAGCACAUGCUCACUGGUGGUUUAACCUCUGUAUCCAUGCAUCCCAGCUACAGUCUAGCAGACUGUCGACAUGCUAAUCACUAAUUUACAUGCGUAGUUUAUUGAUUUUAGUGCUGGAGAGUGCCUGAUAAACGUCAAUGACAAUUCGGUAGAAAUGUUUAUUAUACUUUUCCAUAUUGAACUAAAAUGCGUUUAUAAAUUGACAUGUUAUGACAGGGCGACCAUUUACUUCUGGCAGGAAAUUUGCAGCUCUCCAGGAGUUGGUAUUGGUGACCGCUUUGGGAAGUCUAAAUAAUGCACAGUAACAUUUGACUACUGCUUCUUCAAUUGACCAGCCAGUGUUGUAUCUGCCCUAUAGUUAGAUCUAAGCUGCUCUCAUUCAGCUGGGGUAAAAAUUAAACCCAAUACUUUUUUGUAAGUGUAAUGGUGUAAAUUAAUGCUUGGGUUUCGAGCCAGAAGAUAACUAUGGAUAAGUUUGGCUCGGUUUCUAUUUUCCCUCCCUUGUUAAAGAUGAAAUUUGUUUGCACAACACAGAAACAUGAAUUGUUUCGAAUAAAUCUGUAAUUUUUUUUCUCAUCCCUUUUUAAUAUUUUUCCAAAUGGGAAUUGUAUUGGAAGGUUACAUAUGUGUAGAGUAUAUUUAAUAUGAAUCUUAUAGAGAACAUAACUAUAGAUUGUUGAUAUAUAUUGGUGUCUAGUGUAUGAUAGUCUAAAACAGUUAGUUCAUUAGCAUUUGGAUCAGUAAAUUGCUGACAAUGUAUUGUACUUAACAGCAACAAACCCUCUAAUGGCUGAAGAAUUACUGUACUGUGUUUUAUUUUUUUAAUGUUCAUAAUUUGAUAUCUUUUUUCUUGCCCUAUUUCUUUUAUUUUAUUUUUUGUGGUAUUUGCUUUAUGCUUUUUAACAUCGCACUAGGUAUGAAAAAUAUUGGUCCUUAUCAGGGUUCAAAUCUGUACAGAGCUGAAGUUUUUAAAAGAUAAUUGUAAAUAAAACUAAUGCUUCUCAUUCUCUAAACUACAAAUGGAAAUACAUCUAUACACUGAAUAAAAGCAUUCAAAAUCUUGAA
Messenger RNA from Paramisgurnus dabryanus, 2649 nucleotides. RefSeq names its product ubiquitin-like 3a (gene ubl3a). NCBI's taxonomy places the organism in Eukaryota, Metazoa, Chordata, Actinopteri, Cypriniformes, Cobitidae. Gene Ontology annotation, molecular function: protein binding. The record is from RefSeq and is a predicted model, not a curated record.